This is a messenger RNA of Lineus longissimus, 3018 nucleotides long. RefSeq lists its product as uncharacterized. The record is from RefSeq and is a predicted model, not a curated record. Bases 190 to 2310 code for a protein of 706 amino acids. Gene Ontology annotation, molecular function: nucleic acid binding. Gene Ontology annotation, biological process: DNA integration. NCBI's taxonomy places the organism in Eukaryota, Metazoa, Nemertea, Pilidiophora, Heteronemertea, Lineidae. The transcript has 2 exons.
AAGGCAAGUGCUUGUAUAAGUGAAGUUGUUAGAGAUGUAGGUCAUGAAGAAGAUUUGCCCAAUGUAUUUGAAAGGGAUGGUCAAAGUUAUCUGGUACAUGACUGUGAAUGUGACCAGGGGUUAACCGUCUGCGGAUGUUUGAAUUUUCCAUUGUCAAAAGGGAGUGUGAAUAACACCGAGGUUGUUUUAAUGAGGGAUUCAGGUUGUACCAGCGUGGUUGUGAGCUCUAAAUUAGUCCAACCAGAGCAAUUGACAGGAGAGUUCAAAGAUUGUAUGCUAAUAGAUGGCACUGUACGACGUUUACCAGUAGCGGUAGUCAACAUCGAUUGUGAUUAUGUUCAAGGAAAAGUUGAAGCUUUAAUGGUGAAUACGCCAGUCUUUGAUUUGAUUAUCGGAAAUAAGCCAAAACUAGUGAACAUUGGUGAACAUAGUGAGGGUAACUCAAAAGAUGGCGCUAGUGUUGGGUGUAACAAUGAGACUGAGCAAACCAAAAGUGUAGAUCUUGAUGUAGAAAUAAAGAAUACCGAACCUUUGGUUGAGAGUAGUUUGAGUGAUGAUCUUGAAACCGGUAAGGCUGUAGUGACACGUCAUCAGGCCAAGGCAAACAAGCAGCCAGUAAAACCAUUGUUGGUAUCAUGCGGUGAAACUGUUGAAAAGAGUGUUGUAGUUGAAAACCAAAAGGACGAUCCUUCACUUGAGAAGUAUUGGAAGUUAGUUGGUAUUGAAAAGGCACGUGAAACCCAAAGUGGUGUAGUCAGGUUUGAGGAAAGAAAAGGUGUUUUAUACAGGGUGUUGACGCCUAAAGGUGGUAAAAAACCGGUGAAACAAUUGGUGGUGCCUGAGCAGCAAAGAUUGAAAGUUCUUACUGUGUCUCAUGAAGGUUUGAUGAGUGGUCAUUGUGGAAUUAGGCGAACAACAGAAAGAGUUUUGUCUAACUUUUAUUGGCCCGGUGUGAACACAGAUGUGAUCAGACAUGUUAGGUCUUGUGAUAUAUGCCAGAAGACAGCACCCAAGGGUAAACAAGGCAAGGCUCCAUUGAUCAGUAUGCCUGUUAUACAAGAGCCCUUCAAGCGUGUAUCAGUUGAUUUGGUUGGUCCAAUUGUACCAUGUUCAGAGAGAGGUCAUAGAUAUAUCCUAACGGUCACUGAUUACGCAACUCAGUACCCAGAAGCUGUAGCGCUUAAAAACAUAGACACCAUCACUGUAGCUGAGGCAUUGUUAGAGAUUUACACAAGACUAGGUUUUCCACAGGAGUGCCAGUCGGACAGGGGGACCCAGUUUUUAUCUGAGGUCAUGCAAGAGGUUGAAAGAUUGUUGUCAAUUAAGCAUGUAGCAACAACACCGUAUCAUCAACAAUGUAACGGGCUAGUAGAACAUUUCAAUGGUGUUUUGAAAACGAUUCUGAAAAAACUGUGUAGUGAGUGCCCCAAGGAAUGGGACAGGUACUUGUCAGCGGUACUGUUUGCCUAUCGUUCAACAGAGCAAGAGAGUACUGGGUAUAGCCCAUUUGAGUUGAUGUUUGGUAGAAAGGUCCGAGGUUCGAUGGAGUUGUUGAAGAAAUAUUGGACCCAAGAUGAUUCUGAGAGUGAAAGCAAACCGGUGUACAAGUAUGUAGUUGACUUGAAGCAAAGAUUACAAGAAACAUGUAAAUUGCCCCAAGAGGCGUUGUGUAAAGCCCAACAGAGGCAAAAGAUGUAUUACGAUCGCAAAGCUAGACCAAAGUCACUCAAGUUUGGGUCAAAAGUUUUGUUGUUGCUUCCAGUGAAGAAAAAUAAGCUCUUAUUGCAAUGGCGUGGUCCCUACACAGUUGUAGAGAAAUUAAGUCCUGUAAAUUACACCAUCCAAGUUGGAAGGAAGGUGAAGAACUUUCAUGUCAACAUGUUAAAACCGUACAUUGAACGGCCUGAAAAGGGGCAUAAGAACCUGAAUGACUCUGGUCCAGACGAUCAAGAUGAUGUGUUGGCAUCCAUUGUACAAUUGUACGGGGUUCAGAAUGACAUGAAGUCAGGUGACGUCACUUCCAUGUUGGAAGAUCCUGGUAAAACUGAAAUGUUAGCAUCGGUUGUUGUCAAGGAUUUUGACAGCGGUGAAGGUACUAAAAACGAGAUGAUUCAUACUUGUCCAAUAGGUGGUGAUGAAACAAUAGCAGAUGUCAAGGUUAAUCCUAAUUUAAACCCCCAGCAGAAACAAGAUGUUCAGAAUCUCUUGGAAGAGUUUUCUGACAUCUUUACCACAAAGCCGGGGUGUACCAAUCUGGUUAAAUAUGAGAUUAAGUUGACAACUGAUGAGCCUGUGAGAGCAAAGUCUUGACCCUCAUCAAGGAAGCAAGGAUGAAGAAUGCUAGGGUCAUGAGGUGGUCAAUGUUCCUGCAAGAUUAGACUUUCACUGUGAAGUCUAUCAAAGGUGUUGAUAACUUACUGGCAGAUUAUCUGAGUAGAGUGUGAGAAACAUGGACUUGUGAGAUUUGAUGAUGUCUUAGUAGAUCGUAAAAGACAUGAACUUUGUAUUGUGAGAUUUACUAAUAUUUUGUGUAAAGAUAGAAUUACUCUGUAAUUACUUUUGAGGGGAGCAAUGUGACAAAAUAGUAGAAAGUAGAACCCCUAUUGUGCAUAGGUGGUUAAUACCUAAGUCAAUAUGAUCAAUAUGAUUAGGUAAUGCUGUUUACCAUGUUUAGAGGCUUGCUAGGCCUAGGCCCUAUAGUGCUUUAGUUAUGUUGACAGAGGCCGAGCGUGCAGACCUUUGGCUGUGUUAGACCAGACAGGGAUCUGGUUGUAUUUUCUGAUAAAAAAGACCUGGGACCACCUUGUUCACCACCACAAAACCAACGUCCGCGUGGAAUACUCUGAAACUCACGGACACGAUAUAUGUACUCGAAUCGAGACAUUAUAAGAACUUAUUCGUGGAAGAACCGUUAAAGCUUGUGCACUGUAUUUGUUAACCCUAACUGUUGUAUAUACUUGUUUCAAUAUAUGUUUCAAAUGAAGACAAAGUUUUCCCUUGAUCAAUCUUGCGCCCAAG